CCAUCAUCUCCCUCUCACAUACUCGCAUCGGUCCGACGCCACUUGCCUCUCGCAACCCACUGUCUGCUUGUUGUGCUGAAACCGACCGCUUGAACAUGUCGUUUGUGUCCGUGCCCGAGGAUUGUGACUUUUCGUACGAAAACCUGCCGUACGGGAUCUUCUCUACACCGACAAACAAAACACCUCGCCCUGGCGUAGCCAUUGGAGACUACAUCCUUGAUCUAACUGUGGUCAAGCACUUCUUCACUGGGCCCCACUUGAAACAAUCGCAGCAUGUGUUUGAACACAAAACCUUAAAUGAGUUCAUGGCACUGGGCAGACCAGCAUGGGUAGAGGCCAGACAAGUGAUUCAGAAGUUGCUAUCCAAGAACGAGCCAGUCUUGAAAGAUGACAUAGCUCUGAAAGCCAAGGCACUGGUUCCGAUGUCGCAAGCAACAAUGCAUUUGCCAGCACAAAUCGGCGACUACACCGACUUCUACUCGUCUAUGAACCAUGCCACCAACGUUGGCAUAAUGUUUCGUGGCAAAGACAAUCCCCUGUUGCCUAACUGGAAGUACUUGCCUGUUGGGUACCACGGUCGUUCCUCUUCAGUCGUUGUCUCAGGAACUCCGAUACGUCGUCCAAAUGGCCAAACCAGGCCCGAUGACGCCAAGCCUCCUGUGUUCGGACCUUGUCGGCUGAUGGACUUUGAGCUGGAGAUGGCGUUUUUCGUUGGUCCAGCUAAUAAGUUGGGUGAUCCAGUGCCAGUGCAGCAGGCUCAUGACCACAUCUUUGGAAUGGUGCUCAUGAAUGACUGGAGCGCACGCGACUUGCAGAAGUGGGAGUAUGUGCCGCUGGGCCCAUUCACGGCCAAAAACCUGGGCACCACCAUCAGUCCUUGGGUCGUUACCAUGGAAGCACUUGAACCCUUCCUCUGUGCAAAUGUACCACAAGACCCAGCUCCCAUGCCUUACUUAACUCAUUCAGACCACUACAACUAUGAUAUCAACCUUCAGGUGGACAUUAAGCCAAAGGGUGCUGCGGCAGCAACUACUGUGUGCAAGUCCAACUUCAAGUACAUGUAUUGGACCAUGAAACAGCAACUGGCUCACCACACCAUAACUGGUUGCAACCUGAAACCUGGAGACUUGCUGGGUUCUGGAACCAUCAGUGGAUCGACAGAGGACUCCUAUGGUUCGAUGCUUGAGCUAUGCUGGAAGGGAACGAAGCCUGUUCCCCUGAACAACGGAGAAACGAGGACAUUCUUGAAAGACGAGGACGAAGUUAUCCUGAAAGGUUACUGCCAAGGCAAAGGACAUCGGGUGGGAUUCGGAGAAUGCAGGGGUGUCGUGCUGCCAGCACAUCCCCUUUGAGAGCACAAGGAGCACGCAUGCCAAGCAGGGAGUGGGGAGAAUAAACAGUUUUUGCAUUUA
This is a messenger RNA of Rhipicephalus microplus (southern cattle tick), 1412 nucleotides long. It is a transcript of the gene Faa, whose product is annotated as fumarylacetoacetate hydrolase. NCBI's taxonomy places the organism in Eukaryota, Metazoa, Arthropoda, Arachnida, Ixodida, Ixodidae. Gene Ontology annotation, biological process: L-tyrosine catabolic process; L-phenylalanine catabolic process; homogentisate catabolic process. The record is from RefSeq and is a predicted model, not a curated record. Gene Ontology annotation, molecular function: fumarylacetoacetase activity.